This is a messenger RNA of Sinocyclocheilus anshuiensis, 1554 nucleotides long. It is a transcript of the gene vax2, whose product is annotated as ventral anterior homeobox 2. The coding region runs from base 244 to 1170 and encodes 308 amino acids. The transcript is spliced from 3 exons. The record is from RefSeq and is a predicted model, not a curated record. Gene Ontology annotation, cellular component: nucleus. Gene Ontology annotation, molecular function: RNA polymerase II cis-regulatory region sequence-specific DNA binding; DNA-binding transcription factor activity, RNA polymerase II-specific. Gene Ontology annotation, biological process: central nervous system development; brain development; neuron differentiation. NCBI's taxonomy places the organism in Eukaryota, Metazoa, Chordata, Actinopteri, Cypriniformes, Cyprinidae.
CUCAACCUUCAUUCCCUUCUUUAUAGAUCUCCUCCUGCAUGGACGCCCGAUGCCGGAACAUGCUAAAAUAUUUGGGCAGAAACUCGGUUCCGUCGCUGGAGUCUGUGGCUGGAUUCUAAUUUGAUGUUUUGUUGGGAAUAAUCUCCCCCUUUCUGACAGGAAAGAACUUACGCUGACUAUUUAUUCAACCUCAGAGACCGCUCAGGAAAACUAAGUGAGCACACAAAACAGUUAAAUUAUUAGAUGUUUGAUCAAGCCACGAGUAUGGGCGAUGGAAUCGCCGAAGACCGAAACCACCGUGAAUCCAAUUCGUUGUGCCGUGACCGCGGUAGAGACUCCAAAAGCCGGGCGGAAGUUCGGAACCGGUCACCUGUGCAGAGUUCUACCGACACACCGGGGACUUCGGCGUCCACACCGACUUCAUCUAGCGAGGAUGGACACGAUAAACUUGUAGGAGUCGAUCCGGACUACUGUCGAAGGAUUCUGGUCAGAGACGCCAAGGGCACUAUUCGGGAGAUUGUUUUGCCAAAAGGCCUGGAUCUGGACCGGCCGAAGCGCACGCGGACCUCGUUCACGGCGGAGCAGCUCUACCGGCUGGAGCUCGAGUUCCAGCGAUGCCAGUAUGUGGUGGGGCGCGAGCGCACGGAGCUCGCCAGACAGCUCAAUCUGUCAGAAACUCAGGUGAAAGUGUGGUUUCAAAACCGCCGCACAAAACAGAAGAAGGACCAGACCAAGGACACCGACAAAUGGUCAUCGUCCACUUCUGAAUCGCUCGCCACAUGCAACAUCUUGCGGCUGCUUGAACAGGGGCGGCUUUUAUCUGUGCCUGCGCCUCCGCCCAACCCACUGCUGGCUCACCCGCACCCGGGCAACAGCUCGCUCCUGGGUAGCUCGUCCGUAUCCACUUCCUCUGGGGUGAGUAGCAGCACCACGCCUCUUGGGGUGGUGGCGGGCAGGACGUUCGGACUGUCACUGUCUUCUUUAGGCGGCACCCCACCCUCACCGCGCCUCGGGGUCCCACCGCCCUCCCUUUGCUUUACCAUGCCUCUCUUGGGCGGCACCCAUCACGAACUGCCAUCAGGAUACGGGUGUGGAUCCUCAGCGUUUGAGCCCUACUUGAGGAUAGAGAGGAAGGACGGAGAGUUAAAUGGGAAGAAGACGGUUUCCUAAAAACGUUCCCAACCAGUACCUUCUCACCUCUACCUGUCUCAGGGGUCUCACCUGUGCCGUAAACAACAGAAAGUUUUGCAAACUAACAAAAAGAGAUUGAAUUAUGGCCUCUCUUGCGCUAGUGCCUACAACCAAACUGAGGCCAGUCAGACUCCAUCGUUCCAGUGGAGGUGAGCGUUUGGGACGAAGCCUGUAAUUAAGCAUCGCUGUGUUCGGUCAAUUGCGUCGUCCACAGGUUUCCUUCCAUUUUUGCAUUACGUGUGUGUUGAGGAACUUAUUCUUUGUGAACGAUGGAAAACGCUGUAAAUGUAACUGUAAUAGUAAAAGGCUAAAUCUAAUUUCUCAAGUUUGUUUCCAAAUGGGUGUUAAAAAAAAUGAAAAAUG